AUGCACUUAAAGCAACACAUGGACAACAAUCUGGAGCUUCACGGACCCGGGAGCAGAGACCCCGUCCUGUUACGCCCUCUGAACAAUGGAAGGAUGGUAGCUUGGAAAUCUAUGGUUUCCAUAAAGAUAGAAUAUUACCGAUCAUUUAAAUACUCUAUGAAGUGGAAGAACCUAAUGAAUUCAAAACUCAACUCUAAAAAGCGUAAGACCUCAAAAUCUCCAAAUAACCCAAGUUCCAGUGAAGACUUCAUCAAAGGCAGAGAAAGGGGCAAGAGGCAGCAAAAAAGGAGCAAGACUGUUCAAUGUUGCAACACGCAUGAGGUGAACAAGCGGAGCAUUGAUGACCUCUUGGACCUAAUUGACAGACGUCAGGAUGACCUGUCGGUGGAGGUGGCAGAUGAAGGAGUUGACUGCUCUGAUGAUGACCAGGUGUCAGUCAGCAGCAUCAUGUCUGGGCCGUCCGGCGAUUAUGACUCCACACUCAACAAGUUACUGACCCUAUGUUCCGUGUGUCGUAAACUUCAGCAGAAGGCAAAGCGGAUGAAGGCUCCUCUCAAGAACAAGCUUUUAUGCACCGACCCCAAAUCUUUUUCAUGUGACCAAUGGAUUCUUCUUAAACCAUGGAGAAGGAAGCAGAAGCAGACGAGCCUGUUAGAUCUCACACAGUUAAUCCACAGACUACGAUUGAUAAAAAACAAACAAAAAAAAGGACAAAAUGAACUCAUGGUUGAAGUUGUAUGCAUGAGACCACAUCCUUUUUUACAAAGAAAUCUUCGCCAUUGCAUAAAAAAUCCAAUAAUAAAGAAUGGAGAAAAGAACCGGAGGAAGAGGGCUAGAGAAGACUCUCUGGUCCCUCGUGUUGCUAAGCAGAAGAGAACCCACACAAACCGCAGGCCUGUGGGAUGCGGCGAUGCUAACACUGAUCCAAUGACAAAUGACGUCACUCACAACCGAUCGAUGAUAAAUGAUUCGCUGAGCAGCUGCUGCAGCCCUGUCUCUUUAGAAAGUGGGUUGCAAGAUUCUGAUCUGACCCCUGCACUCUCGGUUGCAUCGCGGAGCUUUAAGGAAAUGCCAAAACAAACUGUGCCUAAAAGAGACGGCGGAUUUAAAGACUUACUGGCCCAGCUGCGAGGCAACAACAGCAUGAUCAUCAGAGAGACCCGGGACUGA
Molecule: messenger RNA, 1170 nt
Organism: Knipowitschia caucasica
Lineage: Eukaryota; Metazoa; Chordata; Actinopteri; Gobiiformes; Gobiidae
Source: the annotation of a GenBank genome assembly